AAGAUUUGCAGAUAGCUGUGUGGGGGUGUGCACCCUGAAUCAGUGUCUUCUGGCCCCUCCUACUUUUCUUCCUCAAUACAUUAUCAGUGCGGUGUGUGCACACUGUAGGAAGUGGUGUGCACAAAAACUUUCUCCAGAAGCUGGUGGCUAGAAUGGAUUCCAGAAGUGCCAAGUUCCUAUUUUCCUUUCAGCAGCCUCUAGGCAGCUGCCCAGACCCCUGGGAGGUAGAACUCCCAGUGUAUAGCUCCACCUUCAGGCCAACGAGGGAACAGCUGUCAGUUCCUGCUGCUCAUGAGCUCCUUCCUGACUGAACUAGGAGGGCCCCUCAGCAACUUGCCAGAGCCAGGAGGAGAUACAGGCCAUGUGGACCUUGGAGAGACUGACUUGGAAACAGCCUUGCGAGAGACUCGGGAGGAAACAGGCAUAGAAGCAAGCCAGCUGACCAUCAUUGAGGGAUUCAGAAAGGAGCUCAACUAUGUGGCCUGGGAGAAGCCGAAAACAGUGAUUUACUGGCUGGCAGAGGUGAAAGACUACAAUGUAGAGAUCUGCCUCUCCCAGGAGCAUCAAGCCUACCGCUGGCUGGGACUGGAAGAGGCCUGCCAGUUGGCUCAGUUCAGUGAGAUGAAGGCAACACUCCAAGAAGGACACCAGUUCCUCUGCUCCACACCGGCCUGAGCUGACCAGAACAAAUGCUUCCAUUGCUUCCUUGAGGGUCUCCUGAGAUGAACCCACCCUCCUAUCCAGGGAAGGAUGCACUGGUCUUUGCCAUGCUAUGGCCAAGAGCAGAUAGGUUGGUGGAAGUAAAAUUAAUUUGGCACUCUUGGGUGAGGGCAAGGAAGCCUCGGAUUCAGUCCCUAGCAUAGACAAUAAUUACUUUCAAAAUAAGAGCAAGCUAGAAUUUUAGCUAAGUUAAAAAGCAAAGAAGGGUAAAAAAUUUUAAAUGCCAGCCCCAGUAAGUGUAUCCUUGUAAUUUAUAAAUAAACUUCAAACAGUU
Messenger RNA from Microtus ochrogaster (prairie vole), 994 nucleotides. It is a transcript of the gene Nudt2, whose product is annotated as nudix hydrolase 2. The record is from RefSeq and is a predicted model, not a curated record. Lineage: Eukaryota; Metazoa; Chordata; Mammalia; Rodentia; Cricetidae. Gene Ontology annotation, molecular function: bis(5'-nucleosyl)-tetraphosphatase (asymmetrical) activity. Bases 292 to 675 code for a protein of 127 amino acids. The transcript has 2 exons. Gene Ontology annotation, biological process: ATP biosynthetic process; AMP biosynthetic process.